UUAAACUGUCCGUCAUUCAGUCUGUGAAGUUCUGUUCUGUUCCGUUCCAUUAUACCUGGACGUCAACCGAUUAAAACAUGUCUUAACGGUUGCUGUAUGCAAUUGAUAUUUUGUUUUAGGGGGAAAAAUAUGUUGGGGGUUAUUUUAAAUACUCUCAAACCAUUUUAUAUUUUACGAUUCAUCUUUGUGUUGAGCUUUUUGUCGGUGACAGCGGACGAGCACAAUGAAUUAUUGCUGUCCGAAGAAGAAGAGAGAGUGACGUCACGCUCCGAGGGCGUCCCUGAGUUCCCCGAGGCCGAGGACCCGAAGCCGCUCAAGCGCCAGUUCAAGACCGCCGAGAUCGCCGACGCCGUGAUGGGCACCGAGGCCCCCGUCGACCCGUCCGACAUGGAGUCUCUCUUCCCCAAGGACGUCGAGGACUUCCAGGCGGGCUUCUCGCCGCCGUGCGACGACCGCGACGCCGGCGAGCGUCCCGCUCUGGUCGCCGAGGAUGACGGCGAGGAGACGUCCCAGCAGGUGAUGUUGGACAUGGUCCACGCUCCCGCCGCCGAGGAGAAAAUCACGGAGGCCGCCAAGACCUUCAAGGUCAACUGCGACCAGAGGAACGUCAGCGACGUGGACGCCUUGGCCGUCAACGUGCUCAACGCAUCGCAGGACCUGAUGGAGUUCCUGAACGCCAACGGCACCGAGUGCUCCGUGGUGCUGUUCUUCACAGCUUGGUGCAAGUUCUCGGCCGGGCUGGCGCCCCAUUUCAACGCCUUGCCUCGGGUCUUCCCCGCCGUGCACUUCCUGGCCCUGGACGCCUCGCAGCACAGCAGUCUGUCGACCCGAUUCGGGACAGUGGCGGUCCCCAACAUCCUCCUCUUCCAAGGAGCCAAACCGAUGGCUCGCUUCAACCACACCGAGAGAACCCUGGACAUGCUCGCCUCCUUCAUCGCCAACCAGACGGGACUGGAGGCGGGGCCGGAGAUGAACGUGACGGCCGGCGACCGCCUGGGCCCCCUGGCCGGCGUGCCGGUGAAGAGCAUCGACUGGUUGCUCGUCUUCUCGGUGCUCUUCAUCGCCGCCUUCACCACCUACGGGAUCCUCCGCACCGACAGCGUCCGCUGGCUCAUCCCGGGCCAGGAGCACGAACAUCAGGACUGAAAGCGGCCGAGUGAACGGAUUUGUCGUGACGCUUAAGCGACAUAAGCGUUCUAAAAUCGGGUUGCUGAGUUCAUAACAAAAAAUGUCGCAGCUCCUCCGCGGCUACUGCUAAAUCUUUAGUUUGAAGCGAUCUGAUGUUCAACAAACUGUAUUUCAUUGUCAAACUUUGAUGCACCAGUGAUUUGAUUCGUGAAUUUUGUAAAUGUUGCAUCAGCAGUCUUGGAAAGUAACUCUUUGAAUUGAACGACUAGAUUUGA
Syngnathoides biaculeatus (alligator pipefish) is the source of this 1403-nucleotide messenger RNA. RefSeq names its product thioredoxin domain containing 15 (gene txndc15). NCBI's taxonomy places the organism in Eukaryota, Metazoa, Chordata, Actinopteri, Syngnathiformes, Syngnathidae. The record is from RefSeq and is a predicted model, not a curated record. Gene Ontology annotation, cellular component: cilium. Gene Ontology annotation, biological process: cilium assembly. The coding region runs from base 97 to 1146 and encodes 349 amino acids. The transcript has 6 exons.